Molecule: messenger RNA, 1184 nt
Organism: Cyprinus carpio (common carp)
Lineage: Eukaryota; Metazoa; Chordata; Actinopteri; Cypriniformes; Cyprinidae
Product: extracellular calcium-sensing receptor-like
Exons: 1
Coding region: 1-885 (294 amino acids)
Biological process (GO): G protein-coupled receptor signaling pathway
Cellular component (GO): membrane
Molecular function (GO): G protein-coupled receptor activity
Source: RefSeq, a predicted model, not a curated record
AUGCAGUGUCCAGAGGAAUACUGGUCUAAUGCUGAGAAAAAUAAAUGUAUGUUAAAGGCUGUAGAGUUUCUGUCUUUCACAGAAGUUAUGGGUAUUGUGCUGGUUUUUUUCUCACUGUUUGGAGUAGGAUUAACUGCGAUGGUGGCCAUCCUAUUUUACAACAAGAAGGACACCCCCAUAGUUAAAGCCAACAACUCAGAGCUGAGCUUCCUGCUUCUCUUCUCAUUGACUCUGUGUUUUCUCUGUUCACUUACUUUCAUUGGUCGUCCCACUGAGUGGUCCUGUAUGUUGCGUCACACAGCAUUUGGGAUCACUUUUGUCCUCUGUAUCUCCUGUGUUCUUGGGAAAACAAUAGUGGUGUUAAUGGCCUUCAAGGCUACACUACCAGGAAGUAAUGUCAUGAAAUGUUUUGGACCUCUUCAACAGCGACUCAGUGUUGUUUCCUUUACACUAAUACAGGUUCUUAUCUGUGUGUUUUGGCUUACAAUAUCCCCUCCAUUUCCCUAUAAAAAUUUGAAAUACUAUAAUGAAAAGAUCAUUCUUGAGUGCAGUCUAGGUUCUACUAUAGGUUUCUCUGCUGUACUGGGUUAUAUUGGCCUACUGGCUGUCUUGUGCUUCAUUUUAGCUUUUCUGGCUCGCACACUGCCUGAUAACUUCAAUGAAGCCAAAUUCAUCACAUUCAGUAUGCUCAUAUUUUGUGCUGUAUGGAUCACAUUUAUUCCAGCUUAUAUCAGUUCUCCUGGAAAAUUUACUGUAGCUGUGGAGAUUUUUGCCAUUUUAGCCUCAAGCUUUGGGUUAUUACUUUGUAUAUUUGCACCAAAAUUUUAUAUCAUCUUGCUUAAGCCUGAACAAAAUACAAAGCAACAUGUGAUGGGGAAGAUUUAAUCCAUGUCCUAUUAAGAAAUAAACUACAUUAACAAUAAUAAAAAUUAUACAACUAGACAGAGUGGAUAAUCUGACAGUGACAUCACGGUUGUUGUUUUUUUAAUUUAUUUUUUUAUGGCUCUUGUGAAGGGCUGAAAUAAAGAACUUAGUGGCCUGCUACACUUUUGGCUGUCCCUGUAUUUGUUUCCUUACUUUUUUGUCCUUUGUUUGCAAUCAGGUUGUGGGGGACAUACUAAAGUGACAGAAAGAAAAAAGCCUGAAGACUGUAACAGGUUGCAACCUGAAAAACAAGCUGACGC